AUGAAACCGAAACAGGAUAACGUAUUUCGUGUUUAUCUGUGCAAGAAAGGUGACAAGAAAUGUAAAGGAAGGAGAUGUGACGUCAUACUGAGCAGUAAAGAUCUCCCUGGAUUACGUUUGGGUAAUAUAUUAGAGAUCUCACUAUCGCUGGAUCAGCGAUUUUACGUACAGCAUUUGCACGAAGAUGUGGAGAGUGGGACAUACAGAGAAAGACGCAUUUAUAUUGAGAAAGCUAUUGCCGAUAUGUUUUCGCUUUCUCAAAAUCAAUAUGUUAUGGUCAAAAUCAUCGAAAAAAAGGAGGUAAUGUUGGAUAACAUCGAGAUCACUAUAAAAGAACGUUAUGUUAGUCGAUCCGAUAUGUGGCGCUACCGGGAUUGCCUUAUUGACACUUGUACAUAUAUUGGAAAGAAAAUGGAGUGGUUGCUCAUCCCAUCCACCGUUAUUAACCUUUGGGCAAAAGGUGAAGUUGUAACAAGUGGUUACGUAUCAAAAGAUACACGUAUAGUAUUUCGUUCUGCAAGUGCUAUGAUGCUGAUAUAUGUUCAAAUGAGUUCAGAAAUGUGGGAUUUCGAUCCAUACGGUGAUCUUUAUUUCGAAAAAUGCGUUAAUGGUUUUUUUCCACAGCUGUUUGAGCAGUGGAAUAAACACCAUUGUGCACAUUCGAUAACAUUUAUUGUCACUUCAAGAUGGUAUUUUAAGGAAGAACUUUUGAACGAGGAAAUGAAAGAGAAACUGAGUAUAGACUACAGAGGAAAAUAUUACGAGGAUUUUUAUCGAGUUAUCGUGCAAAAUGAACAUUACGAUGAUUGGAGGCAUGCUGUUUUAUCAAAGAUUGAUGCAAAAGAGAAAGAGCUUGCUGUGCUUUCAACAGCUGCUGAUGGUAAUUUUCUCCAAGUUCUCAAUUUAUCCAUGAAUGAAUUUAGUGCCUACUUUAUCAACCGCCGUUUUGAAAUUGUUGGCCAACAGAUUGUUUUUGUCAGUGCAGGUGGCGGAGUUUUCAAUGUUGAUCGUGAUAUGGUUAACAUGACUAAGCAGCGUCUCAUUGAUAUGGGUAUAUCUCUAGAUCUUGUGUGCCUUGGUGAACAACCACUUCACGCUGUUCCUCUUUUUGUUUUUCAAAGAACAAACGGCAUUUAUACUUCGGAUGAUUAUUUAAUACCACAUUGGAUGAAUUAUUCAUAUUAUCAAAUGAGCCGACGUUCCGCAAUAUCAAUUAAAUUCAAACCGCGAAUUAAUCUUCCGGAUGAGUUGCUUCGGAACACUCGCAAAGGUCUGGUUAUGGAGACGACUGGUUCACUUAUUACUGAUAUGGAUGCUGCCGAUGAGGAAGCGUUUUCAUCACUUAUUGACAAUAUUUCUAUGAAAAGUAACGCAUCAGAGUUCGCAAAAGAGUCUUUGUUGAAGAAAAACUUAAAUUGCGGAGACACUAUAUUUGAGCCGCAUCAUGAGGAAAGUUCAUGGCAAAAUAGCUCCGACAAAUGUGCUGCAAGCAGUCUUUCUGAACCUAGCUUACUGGUGGAUCUACCGGAAUGUAAAAAAUUACAAGACAUAUUGACUGUGAUUGAAAGACGUUUUUUAAUUAAUCCAUUUAAACUGGAAGAGUUUAGUGUACCAAUCACAGCUAAUCGGCGUCGUUGGAUUCAUGUGUUUCCAGUAGACGAACUCGGUCGUUCGAAAUUGGCGCAUCAUUAUGUAUCCGGUAAAAGUGUCGUCAAUAUUGUACAAGUGGAUGAGUCUGAACCGACUGAAACAAUUAUUAGUGUUAACAAUUCUCCAUCAUGUAGAUCAUCCUCUGCUCAGCUUUUUGAAGAUAUCGGGGGCAGCAGGAUUACAGGGCUGGGAACAGGAGGAAAGAGAUGCGUUUGGGCUUGGGGUUCAACUGGUGAAGAGAAGUGGAAUUCAGAUAUGGAAAUUGGUGUUGAUUGGAAAUCGCUUAUACGUUCAGCUCUUCUUCCACUAACCACUGAUUUUUUCCCCGAUAGACGCAGUAUAGUUGCAGACUAUUCAAUGAAAUCCCAUCAGCUGCCGAUAUAUUUCGAUUUAGUGGGUGAAUGGUUGGAAGAUUCGAAUUGUAAUGAUUUAGAGCAUCUUCGGAAUCUUGUUUUUGAUCAACUUGUUUAUCAGCGAUUGCAACGUGGUUUUCAAAUAGUUCUUCUGGAUAAAAAGAUGUUACACACAGCUAUUGGCAUUGAUGAAGAGCAGUCAGAGAGAGAAUUUACGAAUAUGGUUUCUCGAGAAUGUUUCUUAUCACAUAAUCGAAUAUAUCAUCGUUUGUGUCUGGUAAAUGAUGGAAUAACUGUUAUCCAAUUUUUACCAAGACUUAAGGAACCUCAGGAAAUACCUGAAAUAGCUGAACAAAGAGAAUAUAGAUAUCUGUUCCAAAUACCGGACAGUCCCCAAUAUAUUUUUUGUAGCGCAAGAUUUCAAAAAUGUGAUCAUUCAAAUGUGAAUUGGAGCCUUCUUGAUGUAGAACUGCAGAAUCGUUCCGUUCCACGGUUAUUCCAGAACGACAUGAAAUGUUUUGCAUCGAGGUUUUUAUUAACACCGUUGUGUGCUUUUAUAACGAAGACAAUUAUAACUGAACGUAAUGGUGGUGACAAGUAUAUGGCACUUUUUGAUCCGCCAUUCUCCAAAAAGCAAGAGGAAGGAUUUUUGAAAUUUAUUGAAGUGUUGAAUCGAUUCAGAAGGAAAACUUUGCCGAGACACAAGAGAUUAAUGGGUUCAAUGAGUGAUGUCGAAAGUCGAGUAUAUAGCGUUGAGAAUGUUGAUGUUUUGUUAAAUGGUUGGCGUCAAACCUGUUUGCCACUUUAUUCGCAGGAUUCCACCAGCCGAUUUCCGUCGUGUAUGUUUCUGACAAUAGAAUUUGUUGCCUGGCUAAUGGCUAAUGUUUCCGAACUGUCGAAUCGGCAAGCUGCUUUGGAAUUUGCAGGAAAUUUGAUUUCAGCUGGAAAGAUACGGAUGUUACAACCAAUCGAAACGCUAAUGGAUGAUCUCGAUUCUUCUAUAUCAGCUGAAAAUCACUGGCAUGAGUUUCACUGCGGUUUCUUUUUAUGUUACUUUGCAAACAAAUAUAUUCCGGAUGAUAAGAUAGAAGAAAGAGAUGCUUGGUCACGAGUUAUUCAGUGUGAAAUUGGUAAAAAGUGUCCGGGUCUCACAUCAGUCGACUGUGCAUAUAAGCUGAAUUCUGUAGAGAUGAAGUUUUAUGCACAGGUACAAAAAACGGCAGACUCUGAAGGACAUGAAUAUCUCCCACAACAUGUAUCGCAAGUCAUGGAAUGGGGCAAAGUUUUUUAUGAAAAAACUUUUUAUGCCACAAAGUCUUUUGAAAUUGGAGUGCGAUGGUUCAUGGCGAAUAGUCAGACAGUGGCGGAAACUGUGCGUUAUUGGUGCAGCAAAGCGGCUAAUUUUUCGUUUCACAUGUUUCCGGUGCCUGAGGAUCCCUUUCCACAUGUCCUGAAUUCUCUUUCACCAUCACUUCAAUGUCCUGUAGUCAUACCUUUCAGGCCGAGUAAAAUUCAAUCGCAUUAUAUUUGUCGGCUUAUUACUGCUGUAAUCACAGCCUUUGGAUUCAUUGAAAUGGGUUGUUCGGCACAUCGAGUACCACAAUAUGUCCACCUUACAGGUGGGAUGUUUUUGAUGUAUGAUGAAGUGCGGCAAGCAUUUGUUUGGUCUUGGAAUCACAUGCUCAGCCAUCGAUAUCGUGCUAACUUGAAUUGCUCGGAAGACUUUCGGGAUUAUAUGCUCUCAGAUUUUCAAUCAUUUUGUAGCAAUGUGGAUAAUCGUAUUGAUAAUUAUAUUCAUAAUUUGCUUGAGAAUCAAUAA
This is a messenger RNA of Acanthocheilonema viteae, 3822 nucleotides long. The record is from the annotation of a GenBank genome assembly. Lineage: Eukaryota; Metazoa; Nematoda; Chromadorea; Rhabditida; Onchocercidae.